ACUGGCAAAUUGGCAGACAAACUGGCAGACUGUUUCGAACCAGCAGCAAUAACAACCACAACAACAAUAACAACAGUAAUAAUAGCAACAAUAAAAAUAACAGUAACAACAGCAGCAAUAUCAACAUUAACAACAAUAACAGCAAUAACGAUAACAACAACAAUAACAGUGGCAAUAGCAAUAAUAGCAACAACACCAAUUGUUGCAUGA
Loa loa (African eye worm) is the source of this 210-nucleotide messenger RNA. RefSeq lists its product as hypothetical. NCBI's taxonomy places the organism in Eukaryota, Metazoa, Nematoda, Chromadorea, Rhabditida, Onchocercidae. The transcript has a single exon. The record is from RefSeq and is a predicted model, not a curated record. The annotation marks the transcript as partial.